Molecule: messenger RNA, 628 nt
Organism: Acyrthosiphon pisum (pea aphid)
Lineage: Eukaryota; Metazoa; Arthropoda; Insecta; Hemiptera; Aphididae
Product: cilia- and flagella-associated protein 70-like
Exons: 4
Coding region: 71-628 (185 amino acids)
Biological process (GO): cilium assembly; cilium movement
Cellular component (GO): motile cilium; extracellular exosome
Molecular function (GO): protein binding
Source: RefSeq, a predicted model, not a curated record
UUAUAUUUUUAAGUUGGCGACACAUUGUUUAAAAUUAGUGAAAAAUCAAAAUGAACAGUACCAUUAUUACAUGGCAUUGUGUGAGUACAAAAUAGGAAAUAAUUUAGCAAGUUUAGAACAUUUGAAAUGUGAUAAAUUGAUAGAAAAAUAUAAGAAAGUUACUGACGCAUUAAAAUUUCUUAACGAUAUAGAGUUAAACGAACGGCUCGAUAUUUUUGAAAAUGACUUGCUACACAUAAUAUAUUCCGAAUCUCCUUGUGAAGAAUUACAUUUGGUCUACUUAAAAGCAGCUAUGCAUUGCUACAAAAAUAAAUGUUAUAUCAAAGGAGCGGAAAUUUGUCAAAUCGCAUGCACUGUAUUACGCACGCCAAUGAUACUGAUAUUGUUAGCCAAAUGUUUGAUACAGAUUGGUGAAUUGGAAAACGCCGAGAGCGCACUGAACGAAGCAAACGUUAUGGACAUAAAGAACGAGGAAGUGUGGGCAUACCUGACGGUGGUAAACAUCAAAAUGGGAAACACUGACGAAGCGAAAGUGUGUUACAUGCGAGCACUUGAGUGUGGACUACAAACAGAAAAGAAAAAUGAAUUAAAUACAUUAUUUGGAAAGGACUUUGAUACACUUAUAUAA